Molecule: messenger RNA, 852 nt
Organism: Candida albicans SC5314
Lineage: Eukaryota; Fungi; Ascomycota; Pichiomycetes; Serinales; Debaryomycetaceae
Gene: PRE5
Product: proteasome core particle subunit alpha 6
Exons: 1
Coding region: 1-852 (283 amino acids)
Biological process (GO): ubiquitin-dependent protein catabolic process
Cellular component (GO): nucleus; proteasome core complex, alpha-subunit complex; proteasome core complex
Source: RefSeq, a predicted model, not a curated record
AUGUUUAGAAAUAAUUACGAUAACGAUUCAGUCACAUAUUCACCUACAGGUAGAUUAUUCCAAGUCGAGUAUGCUUUAGAAGCUAUUAAACAAGGAAGUGCAGCUGUUGGUUUAACGUCGAAUGAUUAUGUUGUGUUAGUAGCUCUAAAAAGAAAUGCAGAGGAAUUGGGAUCUUACCAAAAGAAGAUCAUAAAAAUUGAUGAUCACAUGGGAGUGGCAUUGGCUGGUUUGGCACCGGAUGCUAGAGUUUUAUCUAAUUUUUUAAGAAAACAAGCAAUGCAAUGUAAAAUGGUUUUCAAUCGUCCAAUUCAAACCUAUAAAGCAGUUUUGUCAAUUGCUGAUAAAGCCCAAGAAAAUACACAAACUUAUGGAUCUAGGCCAUAUGGUGUCGGGUUGUUGAUUGCUGGAUAUGAUGAAACAGGGGCACACCUUUUUGAGUUUCAACCUAGUGGAAGCGUCUUGGAAUAUUUUGGAGCCGCCAUAGGAGCAAGAUCCCAAGCAGCUCGUACAUAUUUAGAAAGAAAUUUAGAAGAAAUAAAGAAAUGUGAUGACGUUGAGAAGUUGGUACUCCAUGGAUUAUAUGCUUUGAGAGAUACGUUGUCUCAAGACGUUGAAUUGACAUUUAAAAACACCAGUGUUUCAAUUGUUGGUAAAGAUCAAAGUUUUGUAUCGUAUGACGAUGAAAAUGUGCAACAAUGGUUGGAUAAAUUAGACUCUGUCUCGAACGCUAGAAAUAGAGAUGGCGAUGAUGAUGAGGAUGGUGAUGAACAAGAAGAGGGUAAUGCAACCCAAGCUCAAGAAGGAGAAGGUACUGAAGCACCAGCAGAAGACAGAAUGGAAACUGACGAGUAA